This is a messenger RNA of Cryptosporidium muris RN66, 483 nucleotides long. RefSeq lists its product as uncharacterized. Bases 1 to 483 code for a protein of 160 amino acids. Gene Ontology annotation, biological process: regulation of transcription by RNA polymerase II. The transcript is spliced from 4 exons. Gene Ontology annotation, molecular function: transcription coregulator activity. The record is from RefSeq and is a predicted model, not a curated record. Lineage: Eukaryota; Apicomplexa; Conoidasida; Eucoccidiorida; Cryptosporidiidae. Gene Ontology annotation, cellular component: mediator complex.
AUGGCUAGGGAUCUAGAUAAAGCUGAAAUAAUGGAGCCUUUAUUGGGUAUUUUUACAGAAAUAGUUUAUGCAUUGACAAAGUUAACUAAUGAGAUGGCAAAUUCUAGAUCACUUAGCAAAGAGGAAAUAGCUCUUAGUGCUGAAAAUGUCACUAAAGAAAUGACUCGCUAUAUUGAUCUACUUAGUAAGGCACAAAGUGUAUUACCUGAAUCAUCUCUUUCAAAGGUGGAAAUACCAGCUAGUCUUUUGAGACAUAUAAAUCAGUAUAAAUCACCCAAUACAUGGCUCUCACAACUAUUUGAUUUACUAGAGACAGAAAAUAACAAAGCUAGAGGGGAAGCCCUAGCAAUGAAUAGUCUUUAUGAAGCUCUUACAAAGAGACUUGAUAGUAAGAAAGAAUUGCAACUGGAAGAUAUAAUAUUUGGAAAUGAAUAUAUUGAGGAAAUACAAAAUAGUGAAGUAUCUGGUCCUAUUUUACAAUAG